CCGAGUGCUCGGUGCAGCCAUCAAUCAGCAGGCGGUGUGCUUGACGUGCUGUGCCUUCCCCUUGUCCUCAGAAGAUCACAAGCUCCAGACGGCACAGCUCCUGUCCCUACUGCUGCCAUCAGCGACUUCCAAACUUUCCCCUCUCAUGCGGCAGGGCACGCAUCGCCUGCCCCCCACAGCCUGAGUUGUCUGCCUCAGGGGCUCCAGCAGCCACCAUGCCCCAGCUGAGCGGCGGCGGAGAGGAGGACCUGGGCGCCAGCGAUGAGAUGAUCUCCUUCAAAGACGAGGGCGACCAGGAGGAGAAGAUCCAGGAGAAUGCCUUCACUGAGCGCGACCUGGCCGAUCUCAAGUCAUCGCUGGUGAAUGAGUCUGAGGCUCCCGCCGACCACCCGGAGGUAAGCCCUGUGCCCGGGCUCCUAGCCCCCUGCCCCGCAGACCACACAACUUCUCAACCCCUGCUGUCUCCACAGGCGAUCCGGCGGGCACAGGAUGCGCACAGAGUUUAUCAGGAGAAGCUGGCAGAUCACAUGGAAGAUGGCCUUAAACAUCAGGAAGAGCCCAUGUACAAAGGUUCAGGAUAUUCCAGCUAUCCAUUCCUUAUGCUGUCUGAUCCCUAUCUUUCUAAUGGAUCUAUGUCUACACUGUCCAGUAAGGUUCCUGUGGUGCAGCCAUCGCAUGGGGUCCACCCUCUCACACCUCUCAUUCCAUACAACAACGAGCCAUUCAGUCACAGUUCCCACUCGCCACAUCUUCCUGCAGACCUCAACCAGAAACAAGGUGCACACAGACCUCCCCAAACACCAGAUAUUCCUGCAUUUUAUCCUAUUCCUCCAGGAGGUGUUGGACCAAUUUCACCUUCCAUGGGCUGGCAAAGUCAGCCUGUCUAUCCUCUAUCUUCUUGUGGAUUUAGACAGCCAUAUUCACCAGCACUAUCUACAGGUGCAUCAUACUCCAGGUUUACCCAUCCCCUAAUGCUUGGGUCUGGUGUACACACAACAGGAAUUCCUCACCCAGCAAUAGUGCCUCACUCAGGGAAUAAAGACAUGGAAUGCUAUGACAGGGGCAUGAAACCUCACUCGGAACCAAAAAGAGAAAGAGAACCCAAGAAGCCGACCAUAAAGAAACCACUGAAUGCUUUUAUGUUAUAUAUGAAAGAGAUGCGUGCGAAGGUUAUUGCAGAGUGCACAUUAAAAGAGAGUGCGGCUAUUAACCAGAUUCUGGGAAGGAGGUGGCACGCACUAUCCAGAGAAGAACAGGCAAAGUACUAUGAACUGGCUAGGAAAGAAAGGCAGCUCCAUAUGCAGCUCUACCCUGGCUGGUCUGCGCGGGACAACUAUGGAAAAAAGAAACGAAGAAGCAGAGAAAAACAUCAGGAUUCCGGCUCAGAUCCUGGUUCCCCUAAGAAAUGCAGAGCUCGCUUUGGCCUCAACCAACAAACGGACUGGUGCGGCCCAUGCAGAUAACUCUCUUCACUGUUCUUAGGAGGAAAAAGAAGUGCAUUCGGUACUUACAAGGAGAAGGACGCUGUGGCAGCCCACUUUCUUCCGAUGGAAGUGCUGUAGACUCGCCUUCCCCUCCAGUGACUUCACUCCAAUGCAUAUCAAGUUCUGCUUAUUCUUCUUGCAAGCUUACUAUCCCAGCUGAUUCUGCACAAAGUGAGCAAAAGUGUUCUCUGCCCGCUUCUAUUAAGGCCAUAUCUGCACAGGUAACUACUGGACAUAGAACCACAUCUCAUCCAUCGAAUGCCUCUGAGGAGUCCGUGGCAGGAGUCAGUCCUACCAUCUUGGCAACAUAACGUUUUGAUGGGCUCGCCCUCCCCCUUCCCUCUGCCGUUGACUAUGCUGCAUUGGACACUUUUCUGAGCCUAUAUACUGAGACUUUCUGAAGACAGAGCUCCAGAACACAGUUUUGUCUACCAUCAUCUGAAUCAAAAGAGAAGAAGAGAGUAGAUUUUCUGAGGAACAUUGCUUUGUUUUUCUCCUUUAUGCUUAUUUUUUAUUCUGCCAAUGGACUUGUUUAACUAAUCUUUCUGAAAUCCUAUUUUUAUUUUAAUGACAGGACAAUCUGUUCGUUCUUGUAUUUCCAGAAGUAUAUGUAUUUCUGUAUUGUUUACAAAUGUUUGGCCAAGCAGGAUUUAUUAAAAAAUAGCACUUGAAGCACA
Messenger RNA from Bufo gargarizans (Asiatic toad), 2161 nucleotides. It is a transcript of the gene TCF7, whose product is annotated as transcription factor 7. The coding region runs from base 216 to 1463 and encodes 415 amino acids. The transcript is spliced from 11 exons. The record is from RefSeq and is a predicted model, not a curated record. Gene Ontology annotation, molecular function: DNA-binding transcription factor activity, RNA polymerase II-specific; RNA polymerase II cis-regulatory region sequence-specific DNA binding. Gene Ontology annotation, cellular component: beta-catenin-TCF complex. Gene Ontology annotation, biological process: canonical Wnt signaling pathway; regulation of transcription by RNA polymerase II. NCBI's taxonomy places the organism in Eukaryota, Metazoa, Chordata, Amphibia, Anura, Bufonidae.